This is a messenger RNA of Bursaphelenchus xylophilus (pine wood nematode), 6021 nucleotides long. NCBI's taxonomy places the organism in Eukaryota, Metazoa, Nematoda, Chromadorea, Rhabditida, Aphelenchoididae. The record is from the annotation of a GenBank genome assembly.
AUGAGUUUUAACUUAUUCUCGCAAUCUGAGAGCGGAAUCAACGCCUUAAGGAAUGCCAACCUAGACAGGAAGAGACAGCGGGAUCUGCAGGCCCAGAAAAUGCGUGAAUCUAAGCGCUUGAAGCAAUUGGCCGUCGACCAGCCCGAUUCUACAGUAACCCAAAAUAAUGGAAAUUCCAGUGUUUCCAUCAAUGAGGUACGUUUUUUCUUAUAGAUUGGUUUUGUUUUUAGAUAUUGCAUAGAAUCGCAUCUGGGCUUUGAAAUUCCGUUGAAAAAUCGAAAAUUGGUCGCGUACUUUUUGAGAAAAUUGGGUUCAAAGUUAGGGUCCUAAGGGCAAAAAAUUUGAAAUUUUGAAUUUUCAUGGUCUUUGCGCUUUCAGAACGUUCUGGCUGACAUCACAAAUGCUUCCGUGACUCCAAGAAGGACUCCUACGUCUCGAUUGAAUGGUCAACGUGAACGGGCGGCCGUGGCAACUGCCUCAGGGAAAAAAGUUCGGGAACUCACGGAAGAAGUGGAAAAACUGCAAAAAAAAGUUCAUGAUCUGACGGAAACUCACGCUCAUGAUAUGUGGCGAAUUAAAGAAAUGGCAGAAGAGAUAAAAAAGUUAAGAAAAAAAUUAGAUAGUCGUCCAGAAGAACAAAAAAAUCGUAAAAAAGUUGAGGAGUACCGGUCACCGGGCUACCAAAAAAACAUAAUAAAAAAAUUGGAGACUGAAAAGCUUGGAGAAUCAUUUAAAAUUGUGCCAAAAGAAAGUGAUUUUGAAAAAAAAAUAUCCGAUGAUGACGCAAUCGCACUGCGAGCAGCCGCCGGUUUAACGGACGACCAGUACCGAAAAUGCCAGAUGUUAAAGAAUUAUCAAUAAAAAUGAAAAAAAUCUCAAAUUUUACCUUUAUUUAUUACGCAACAGCUGCCAUGAUGCGGUGGUACAGUCCCCUUUUCCGAAAACACAUAAAAUUCUACACUAACUUCUCUUUUCACCGGUUGUUUUCACCCAAAAAAGAUUUUUUGUCGUUUUCGUAUAAAAUGGCAACCAACAUUUUCACAAAGCUCGGGCGCAGCUCACAAAAAUAGUUUUUGAAGAAAAUAAAUUGGCGUGAUGGCUGUAGCUGAACAACGAAAGCUAACAAGGGAAUGGUCUGAACUUCCCCCAAGCGUUCGGAAAAAUGACCAUUACAAGUGGAUAGAGCAGGUCGACUUCGGUAAAAACAAGCUAUUUUUCAACCGCAAGAGAAAAAUCGACCGAAAAUUCAAUGCAUUUCCCUCCAAAUUAAAAAUAGAAUAUCCCCAGUCUAACCCGACAGUCAUAGGAGCGACACCUUGAUGCAAAAUAAGGAGCAAAGCAGACAAAGUGUUACAUCUAUACGAACACAAGCCUCUUUUCUUCACAAUCCUUGACUCUUCCCUUUAUUUGAAAACACAAUUUCUAUAAACAACUUUGAAAGUCUUUGAUUUCUUCCCACCUCGUUAACACACUUUAAAGAAUUAUAAAACGUUCGUCAUGGACUUGAUGAACAACUUCUGAUUACAAGGCUUUCAUAAGAGUUCAACAUUCUGCGACAUGUCUGUGUUUUUACACUUUUUUUCGUUUUUUUCACUCUGUUUUUUAAACUUUAUUUAUUUUCAUACGGUAUAAAAACGUUAAAUGGCCGUGGAAUUGGUCCAAAUAAAGAGAAAAUCAAAUUAAAAUGAAAUGAAAAAGGAGAGUAAGGUCAAUUCGACUACAAAGUAUUGUUUAAUUAAGCAUUUAAUUAAGGCGAUGGAGAUUGCUACAGUAAUCCGCAGUCUUUUCGGAUGUAAUUGAGCGCAUUUUGAUACUGUCUGAUGUGGUUUCGGAUUUGAUAUAGCCUUCAGAAUCAAGUGCUGAUAUUACACAUGGCAUGGUUGUAUAAGUCAUGCUAGACGCACGUCAAGCCCUCUCCAAAUUAGCCCGCACUUCCUUGAUGAUGUUACAGUAGUCUCCCUGGUGAAUUAUUCCGUCAAGUGGCUUCUUUUUGGGCUUUGAUUGGAUUCGAAUCCUCGGCCACUUAAUUCCCGUCCCCUCGAGAAUUGCGCCCCACAAUACGGGGUUUGUCAUCUGUGGUUAGGGCGCCACGGCAAAAUGACCGGUUAUGAGGGCCAAAUUGGCGCCUGUUCCGCACCGUGAAUUGAUGUUUUUCCGGCGCCCCUCCUCAUACCGUCCAAUUUCCCGUCCAAGACAAUGUGCCCCGAAGAGUGGAGCCAAAACCAAUUACGGGGCGCGGAAAUCGUGCCCCAAUUCCUCGCGGUUUGAUUGCGGAAUCGGGGCCAAAUUUAUUCCUUGCCGGGUCCUCCGGGGGGAAUGGAGGAGGGCGGGUGCAAAUAAAGUCGAGGAACUUGAUCGGGGCCUAUUAUGCAAUGAGUGGUUUCGCGGAUUUUGGCGCUUUAAUAGUCGCAAAAUGGGUGCGAGACGAUAGAAUAUGUCAUAGCGGCGGCGCUGCGACCAAAUUUUUAAAUUAAGGGUGAAAAUUUAAAAAUUUGAAAUUAGUCAGUAUAGUAGGUACUGUGGAGAAAUUAGCAGGCUAAAUUUAGCUACAGUAAUCUCAAAAUUUUCGUUACGCAAGAUGACAAUUAAUAGCGUCUUCUGUUGCUAAAGGUUCAAUCGUUUUUUCAUAACAUGUUUAUCUUGUCGGCAAAGAGCCUUAGGUCAGAGAGAAAAAAAAACAAAAAAAUCGGACUAGUGUCUUAUUUUUUCUGCUAGUUUUGAAACCCUAUCCAGAAAGUUUUACCGUCCUUUUAUUGUUAUAAGAGCAACUGAACAGAAUGCCAAAAUCAAAAAAAAAUGCUCGAUUAGGUCGUAAGAUGGAUAAAAAUUAAAGAAAAAAUGUCUCUUAAAACAUUUUUUUCUCUACCAAAACUGCCAAAUUCACUAAUCUUUUACUCUGAUCGGUUGCUGGGCUAAGCCGCGGCCCCUCAAAGCCCCUCGUCACCGGCGAUUUCCCUCGCUUACAGUUUAAUCGGCCACUUUUUUUGAACCCGCCUCCUAAUACCCGUCCAAUAUCCGGGGCCGAAUGCGCGGAUUAUGCAACGACACGUGUUAUUGUACAUAAAAGCGAAAUGGGAUGGGGGGAGAUUGGAGUGCCGAAAGUGAUCGAGGCAGCGGGGAGGGCGGCUGUUCGCAAAAAUGGGGCGGAGUCGGGGAUCGAAGCUAAUUGGCUGUCAAUUUCGACGUUCAGGCCCAUCUUUUCGUUUUUUCGCCCCAAAAACUCAUCAUUUGUCUCCAGUCAUCAUCGGCCAAUCAAACCGUGGGCCCGGCAUAACAUCACAUUCAUCAGUGGGGCCGUGUUUUUACAUCCGCACGCUGGGAUCGGUGGGGUUUUGGGGGAGUUAUGAGUUUUGGAUAAUAACACGGAGGUUUUCUGAUCAUACGAUUUUUUGUGAUUGUUAACAGUGAAAUGUUUAUUUCUAAAGGCAAUUUUUGCAUAUAUCACUGAAUUUUUUGGCCCUUAGAUACCUCAAAUCAUCUACCUUUCUUCUCUAAACUUCCUAUCAAACCAACAUCAGUGACCACAUCCACUCUACCAUCAGUUCGCAUAUCUCCCCUUUGCGCGCUUAUUAAUCGCUCAUCAUAAUCGCCGGCGUUCCUUUUUUCGAAUGUGCCACAGUGUGGUGAUUAAUCAUAGCAGAGCAAAUCGUUUCCACUGAUUAUCACCUAAACAACACUGCACUUUACUUUUUCUCUCCGGAUCCCCCACAAGGGAACUGAACUUUUUUCUUCGCGCGAUUGAAAUGUUUUCGGGGCGUGGGGAAAAAGGCUUUGGAUCAAGUGUAAGGUGGUGUAGAGGGGGGUUUUCGGGGAUUUCAAGCUGCAAAAUUAUGCAAUUUUUGGUAAAAUUUGGGAUUUUGAUGAUUUUAGUUUUGUAAUCAAAGAAUAUGAUGAUUUUGCGUACUGUUAUGUGCAUUUUGGGAAAUUUUAAGCUGUCUUAUUAUGAUUUUGAUACACUAAACUACUUCAUAGAUCAUUAUCCCCCUUAUUCCAGCCUUAUCUUCCACUUGCUUCACCUCAAAUCUUACCUCCAGCCCCACCUCUCACCUUCCUCUUGUUCAUUGACACCCAUGCGUUAAAUAUAAAUUUAUAUUCUCUCCCUUUUGUGCCAUUCUCUCCGCUGGUUGCGCAAUAAAGGAGUAAAUUCUUUGAGAAGUGUGAUUUCCGCAGGAUAUUGGGUGAUAUAAGAGAUCCAGCUCGACGGCAUCAGGCCGCAGCGGGAGCUCGAAGAUUCUUCAAAUAUUUAUUUUUUGAUUAUCUCCCGCGUGAUUUUACGUCGAGACUACGGCGAGGUCGGUGUUUGAUUAGUCCGAAACAUUUCAAUUUUAGUGUCUGCUGUUUAAUAGGUACUGUAAUUUCAGCAGAAUGGCGGCGUCUCCAUCAAGUUCAGAGGCCAAAUCAAAGAGCGCUUUUGCUUUUUCGGUCCAGAGUCUUUUGUCACCGUCAGCUCCAAAAACAGAGCCUCUGGAAUCUCUUCUUCCGACUCCGGAUUCAACUCUCCCUUCGCCGUCGGAGGAGCUCUUUAAACCUGUAGCUUUCCCCAGUGCCCCAAUCACCCCAACCACUUCAUUACCCAAUCCUUUGGCCUUUUCUGGAGUGCCAACCAGUCUUGCGAACCCAAUGUUGUUAGCUGCUAUGGCCAUGUAUGGGAAUCACAGUGAUCCCGCAGCCAUGAUGAUGCUUCAGAACUUUGCUAGAGGCUCAGCAGCGUCUGCGAGGGAAGGGAGUCCGCAGGGAUCGUCUACAUCUUCAUCAUCUCCGCAAUGCGCCAACUCUAGCUUUAAUACCUGGCUGACAAUCAAUGAUUCUCCAACUUCUAGUAAUUCUGGUAAGCUUUUGAGGUUUUUGCUCUAUUUCUCUACCCUAAAAGUUAUUGUAACACCUUAUGAUGACAAAUCAUUGAUAUUUAUUUAUUUUUUUAGAUGAACAUCGCAUCUCGCCCACAGCUUUAAGCAAAUGUAUGUUAAGAAAGCACAAGUCGAAUCGCAAGCCCAGGACGCCCUUUUCAACUCAACAGCUAAUGGCGUUGGAGCGCAAAUUCCAACACAAACAGUACUUGUCGAUAGCGGAAAGAGCUGAAUUCUCGAAUAGCCUUCAAUUGACCGAGACUCAAGUCAAGAUUUGGUUUCAGGUAAGAAAUGAUUUAAAUCAACAAAUUUCAAGACAAAAUUUACAGUAGAUUUUAAAAGCCGAUGGGCAAAAAUAAUAGCGAUGCCCUUGGAAUUAUAAGGUUCUAACUUUUGCUGAUUACUGGCUCGAGAUUACUGUACUAUUCCCAUCCAUUCGAGGUCAAUUUUCAACCCGUUUUUUUCGCGCGUAAUUGCCGCUUGGUUGACAAAAUUCCGAGUACCGUAGAAAGGUCGCGUGGACUUCACGCGGCGCAAAAACUGGCUCGCCAUCUGGCUGCUGAUUAAUCGACCUUAUCCACUAUCAACUCGUCAAUUGGGCGCUAAAACAAUAAAACCCCGGGCAGAUGGCCUUAAGUGGCGAAAGCAGCGAGCGCCGCCGACUCAAUACGUACGGUAAUGGGGUCUUUGUUUGCUGUGGUUAUCGGGACGGGAUCGUGCGCCAAUUACCUAAUACCCAUCACCCCGGUCUUUGUCCUCGGAAACCCGUAGAAUCAGAUAUUUUGGCGAUUAAGGCGCGAUUGUUGCGCAAGCGUAUGCACAGCUUAUAAUAAUUUAAUGACCUCGCUUAAUCGGCUUCGUAAUCGCUGAUACGCAGUGAUGGAUCGUGGGGCUUCCGAUGGGAAAGAAUGACGGAGGCUAGGUGAUGGAUAACAUGCUAAUUAAGCCGGAUAUUAUACAUGGUAUCAAAAAAAAUUCUGCCUCAAAAUAGAGGCCACUAAAAAUUUAAUAAACAAAGAUAUUAGGCGCAUUAAAAUCAUGACUUUUUCAGAAUCGCCGGGCCAAAAACAAGCGACUCCAAGAAGCGGCGAUCGAACGAACUCAAAUGGCGCAGUUGGCGGCCGUCGCGGCCAAUUCAAAUUUCAAUUUUUCGUGUCCUCAGCCUCAAUGGUAG